GUUGAACAAACUUGCUUUCGAUUCGAGCUCGAGCAGCCAAACAAGUCUUCACGUCAGUCGAGUCCGCCCCGUCGCGCCAACUGCUGCGGUCGCGCCGCGCUCUCCCGCCAAAAUGAUAUGCCAAUUUAGUUACGAAAACACAUGUGCACUAAUCAUCACAGUGAAUUAGAAAGUGGCGUCAACUGUAAUUUUUAAUUAGUGUAGAAAUUAACAGUUUUAUUUUUAAAUCAGUGCAACAGUUUGUGUUAAGUGUUAUUUUUUAUUUGACAACACAAUGAGAAGUGUUCUCGUAUCGGAGCGUAUGUUGAACGUGUACAAAUUAGUACUAAUAGAAAAAUGUUGACAGGAUUGUUGUUUAUCUGUGCAGUACUCCUCUAUACAGUCCCUGCGGGGCACUCAUCUAGUCUACUAUGCGGUCGCACCAAAGAAGUGGAGCUGGGCGGGGCAUCGGCCACGGGAGCCCUGGCGCUGGCGCUGCUCCGCCCGCCGUCCCAGGCCUCGUCCCGGGCCUCCUGCCAGCUGCGCCUGGUGGCUCCCGACGCGGCGGCGUUCACCGUCAGACUGAUCGAUGUUAAGGAGUCACUAUUCGACUGGGAGCGAGGGCAGACGGACGUGCACGCGCCGGCGCCCGUGGCGGGGGCUCCGGUCCGCAAGUGGAGCGCCAGCAGCCCCGCCGCGCAGGACACCUCCACUGACCAGGCCGUCGGCGCCAGCGGCGGCGGGAACGCCACUGAUGCGUGCAAGCUGUUUAUUUACAUCGGCGAGUCCAAGAGCCCGAUCUGGCGGCUGUCAUUAUGCGGGGCCAACGCGGCCGCCGUGGCCGCGCGCGCCGGCACCAAGCUGUUGCCCCCGCGGGUGCGCCUCGUGUGGAACCCCCCCACCACCCCCUACCACCACACGGAGAAGCUGAGGCUGGUGGUUACCGCUGUUAAUAGUGGUGCAAUCUGCAACAACGACUCCCAAUUCAUGUGCGGAGUGUCCAGCCUCUGCAUCAGCUCGUACCUAGCGUGCGACGGCGUGCGGCACUGCGGGGGCGGCGAGGACGAGGACGCGGGGGCCUGCGCGCGCCGCCGCGCCCCGCCGCUGCUGGAGCUGCUGCGGAGGGUCGCCGCCAGGAACCAGGAGCUGCUGGGGCUGGACCAGAGCGACGCGGUUACUAAGCCGAGCGUUAUAAGUGAUCUGAAACUUUCAGUGCACAUCACGGAGCGGGAACAGAAGUCGAACGCCCUGAUGGAGUUCGCGGCGGCGCUGAAGCCGUACGGCCCGUGGAGCUACCUGGUGGUCGGCAUGCUGCUGUGUGCCACUAUACUCAUGUUCUGUCUGGCUUGGGAAUGCUGCUGCAAACGCUCCAAGCCAUCAGACACGCCGCUCAACCACAUCCCAGCUUCAUGCAUCGACCUGUCCCCAACUGUCACCGUGACGGCUGCGUCCGCGCACAUGCUGACCCCCGCCCCGCCCGCCUCGCCCCCCGAGUACGAGCCGCCCCCCUCCUACUCCUCCCUCUUCCCGAGGGCCUACAAGUCGUCGCCAACCCCCGUACCACACUGCUCCCAUGAAGAGCCGCCCCCCGACUGAACAGUCGAGACCGGAACAGUUAUGUUAAUGUAAAAGCGAAUUUAGUAAAUAACUUCACUCAAUUUCUGUUUUUAAAGUUAAUUUGAAAAGUGCGAGGUCGAUUGAAGUUGUAUACUCCGUAGUGUAAGUAGAUAGCCAUUUUAAAAUAUUGUGACGUCAUAGUAUUGUUUUUUGUACUUUUGGUGCCAGGUGCAUUAACUAAGGUGUCAUUUGUUAUUGUUACGUUAGCGAAUGCCUUUGCAAUAUGUGUCUUUUCCUGAUCAGCCAACCAUAGCGGAUAAGCUACACCUAGAACAGUUAAACUACCCAUAUAAUGUUAAAAUGUCUGGAUUUUUCUUUAAAUGUACCUACCUAUGUUUAAUGAAUAAUAUUUUUCACAUUUACUAGACACUACUUACAUGGACUAAAUGGACGAAUAUUACUGACACGGCAUAACUAGUAAUAAUAAUCAAAAGGUGUAUUGUAACGGUUUUCUGACCAUGGAAUUAGUAAAUAGGUAGGCACGGUCAGCUGCAUAAGUAGUAUAUGUACCUACACUUUUGUUCCUUGUCAUACUACCUUCACAACAAACCGUCAAUGUUUGAAUAGGCAGUUUGUGAGUUUGACAAGGUACAAAAGUGUACAGCUACUUAUGCAGCUGACCGUACCUACUAAUGGUGAUCUGACAUAAUAUUGACAAAUGAGAUAGAAAAUAAUUAAGCUAAUAACUUCAUUAGGUACUCGACAUUUUUUGAAUAAUGAUGGAAAAUUAUUAUCCACUGAUGAUGAGGACCGACUUACUUUACUUUACAAUAAUACCUAACUAGUCUUCUUUAGAUAUGAAACUUAUAUUAAUUCAGUACCUAGGUAGCUUAUAAGAUAUACAUAAUUAUUAAUUAUAUAUUAUAUUUCAUUUGCGUAACAAUUGUGAAUAAAACGACGGAAUGCUAUGGGUAUUGAUAUUACUUACUGAAAAGUGAUAUAAAGUGAAAAUGACUAAGUAUUUAAGGAAUAAAUAUUUAUUUUAAAAAGUG
Messenger RNA from Plutella xylostella (diamondback moth), 2588 nucleotides. NCBI's taxonomy places the organism in Eukaryota, Metazoa, Arthropoda, Insecta, Lepidoptera, Plutellidae. The record is from RefSeq and is a predicted model, not a curated record.